This is a messenger RNA of Fraxinus pennsylvanica, 543 nucleotides long. The record is from the annotation of a GenBank genome assembly. NCBI's taxonomy places the organism in Eukaryota, Viridiplantae, Streptophyta, Magnoliopsida, Lamiales, Oleaceae.
AUGGCAGUUAAUUCUUUUCUCUCAGUAUUUUCCUUGUUUCUCAUCUUUUCAGUCUCCAUUGUCACUGCUCAAUCUCCUAAUACGGCAGAUACAAAUUUUACGUGCUCCAAGGACUUGCCUCCAUCAUGUGAUACAUAUGGUACAUACAGAGUGAGAUCACCAUAUUCAAAUUUUGGAAAUAUAUCUGAACUACGGGGAUUAAAUACCUUGUCACCUGUGUAUGGCAACCAGGUGAUGAUUUCCUGUCUUCAAGUCGUCUCCUAUUCGACAGCAACAUUUUCCUCCUUUUGCCAUUGGGAAGAAAUCGAAACAUCAUUGACUCAUUGCAAUUUUAAGUACUGUAGUAGUGUAGUGGCAUUUUUUAUUGCUUUAUCUGGUGUAUCGGCAUAUGUACACCAUUUACACAAGAAAAAAAGAGCAUUGGCUCGGAAUAGUUCUUCAUUGCAAACAUCUGAUCUGAUUCCAACCAAGAAAGUUUCUAAAGAUGAAGUAUUUGAACAGAAGGCCAUUCAGGAUAAGCUGCUUCCUGGAGUUUUUGGAUAA